AUGAGCGAUCACGGAUAUUCAAGAGAACGAGAUACUGGACGAUCUCGACGACGAUCACCUUCAAGUCGAUCACCAUCACCACGAAGAUAUUCUCGUUCGCCAUCCAAUCAUCGAUCAAAACGUAGUUCACCAAGUGCUAGUCGUCGUCCACCACCACCUGGUGAAGUUCACCGAGAAAAUCCAAUACCAAGUGCUUGUCUAGGUGUAUUUGGAUUAUCACAAUACACAAAUGAACGUGAUCUUAAAGAUCUAUUUCAUAAAUUUGGUCGUAUAAAAGAUGUUCAAAUUGUCAUUGAUAAAAAAACUAAUAAAUCGAGAGGAUUUGGUUUUAUCUAUUUCGAAGAAGUUGAAAGUGCUACACGAGCAAAAGAAGCACUUAAUUCAGUUGAACUCGAUCAUCACCGUUUACGUAUUGACUAUUCCGUAACAAAACGUGCACAUACACCAACACCUGGAAUAUACAUGGGUGUUCGUACAACUUCCUAUCACCGUUCAAAUGGCCAUAGCAAUCGUCGUUCACCAUCACCAGAUAGAAAAUCAUAUCAUCGACGACAUCAUCAUCAUCAUCGCCGUCAUGAUUAUUCAUCAAAAUCACGUUCACGUAGUCGAAGUCGAUCAAGAUCUCGACGUGGUGAACGCCGACGACGAAGUCCUGGCUACGCAUAUGAUUAA
This is a messenger RNA of Adineta steineri, 672 nucleotides long. NCBI's taxonomy places the organism in Eukaryota, Metazoa, Rotifera, Eurotatoria, Adinetida, Adinetidae. The record is from the annotation of a GenBank genome assembly.